GUGUUUCUGUGCUACGGUCAGUUCAUAUUCGGUCCCGAUUUCCGCUCGCUGGUGCUGUCGUUCCUGCUCAUCCUUAUACCGGGGAUACUCUUCUGCGUCUUCGUGGCCGCGCAGCUUCCUGGAAAGAUUCCUGGAGGCAUCGUCGUGCUUCCAGUUGCUAUCUGUUACAUUGCAUGGAACCUCUUCAUUCUGGUAUUCACGGCGUGCAGGGAUCCAGGCAUCGUGCCUCGCAAUCUCGUUCCACCUGACCCUGAUCCGGACAUGCUAGAAGCUAUGCGCCUGGAGGGGGCGGGGCUUGCCACGGGGGGAAGGUUUAGUCUGCCGAGAACUAAAGACGUGGAGAUUAACGGGUUUCGAGUGAAAGUUAAAUACUGCGACACGUGCCUUCUGUACAGACCCCCCCGCUGCUCGCACUGCAGCGUGUGCAACAACUGUGUGGAACGAUUCGACCACCACUGCCCGUGGGUGGGGCAAUGCAUAGGCAAGCGCAACUACCGGUUUUUUUACAUGUUCACCGCCACAACAACCCUCCUCUGCCUGUUCGUGUUCGCCAUCAGUGCCCUCCUCCUCGUGCUACUCGUGAAUAACACUUACGAGCCAGGGGGGCAGCCCAGGACUCUCUGGGAGGCCAUGGGGCAGGCGCCUGUCGCGGUGAUUUUGAUGGUGUACACAUUCAUAGUGGUGUGGUUCGUGGGAGGGCUUACUGCAUUCCAUACAUUCCUCACGGCCACCAACCAGACCACGUACGAGAACUUCCGCAUGCGCUACAAGCGGAAGAACAACCCUUACGACCUCGGCAUUCCGCGCAACUUCCGGGAAAUUCUCUGCGGCCCUAUCCCGACUUCCCAAAUCGACUUUCAAGCGGAAGCGCCCCAACCAGUCAAACCCCCUGGAGGCACCUCCUCACUCUCCUCAUCAUCUGCCACAGGUGCUGCCGCUGCCUCUGCUACUGUUACACCGGUUACCAUCUCAGACACGAUUGGUACCACUGCUAGCACCACUGCUGCUGCUGGUGCUGCUGCUGCUGUUACUGCUGCUGCUGUUGCUACUGCUGCUGGUACUGCUGCUGCUGGUAGUGCUGCUGCUGGUGCUGCUGCUGGUGCUGCUGCUGGUGCUGCUGCUGGUGCUGCUGCUGGUGGUCGGAUGGUUAGCAGUGAGCCUAUCCGCAGUGAUGCGAUAGGGAGGGACGAAAUAGGCAGUUCCUCAUCAGCAUUUGAAGCAGCGUAUGCCGCCCUGCUAGCCCAGUACGCCCUGCAUGGGGAGGGGGAGGAGGGGGUGGAGAUCGGGGAGAGAGGGGAAGAUGGGGGGGAUGGGGAGGGUGCGAGGAUUGAACUUGGGGAGGGUGGGGAGGGUGGGGGAGGAGGUGGUGGGGGUGAAACGAAUGGCGAGACCGAUGCGAUUGAUGAGAAUGGUGAGAAUAAUGGGAAUGAUGGGAAUAAAGAGGAUGAGGAGUCUUCUUCCUCUCCAGAUGUGCCUAUAGGCUCUACAUCUGCCGAGCCCGGCUCCUGCCAGCCCUCCCCACCUAGGUUCGGAUCCAGGGGGUGUUCGCCGCUCAAGGGGAUGUUUUCGCCGUCGAGCAGAAGUCUUUCGUCUGGAUACGAGUUGGUGGAAGGUGUGGGAUUGACAGGAGAUGAUGGUGGUGCUGCAGCUGAUGAUAUUCUUGAGAGCAGCACAUUGGGACGAGGAUCACUAGGUUAG
Closterium sp. NIES-65 is the source of this 1698-nucleotide messenger RNA. The record is from the annotation of a GenBank genome assembly. Lineage: Eukaryota; Viridiplantae; Streptophyta; Zygnematophyceae; Desmidiales; Closteriaceae.